Mya arenaria is the source of this 1318-nucleotide messenger RNA. RefSeq names its product glutathione S-transferase 1-like. The transcript is spliced from 5 exons. Lineage: Eukaryota; Metazoa; Mollusca; Bivalvia; Myida; Myidae. The record is from RefSeq and is a predicted model, not a curated record. Bases 118 to 759 code for a protein of 213 amino acids. Gene Ontology annotation, biological process: glutathione metabolic process. Gene Ontology annotation, molecular function: glutathione transferase activity.
UUUAAAGAUUUACAGAUAAGGGCAUCGGAGCAGAGUUGACUUGAGUCAAGUUCGAUAGAAAACUUGCAUGUUCAUACGAAAUACACUUUGUUAUAAAUUAAUCACUCGUUACUCGCCAUGUCAGCAUAUAAGUUGAUCUAUUUCGAGUCCCGGGGUGUGGCGGAGCUGGCUCGGCUCGUGUUUAAGCAGGCUGGACAGAAGUUCGAGGAUGUUCGAGUACCGCAGGAUCAGUGGCCAAACGUUAAGGAAGAACAACCGAUGAAGUCACUUCCAGUCCUGGAGAUCGACGGCAGGAAGUACUGCCAGUCUGCAGCCAUCGUCCGGUAUCUGGGAAGGAAGUUUGGUCUGAUGGGGUCUGACGAAGAGGAGGGGCUGGUCAUAGAUGAGCUGCUAGAGAUGUUUUCUGAGAUGAUGAACAAACACAUAGUCAAGAUAUACAUGGAUCAGGACGAUACGAAAAAGAUGGAGCUCCUGAAGGCAUUCAAGGAGGACUCACUUCCUGUCUACAUGAACUUGAUUGAAAAAAGGCUAGAAGAAAACAGAAAGAAAAAUGGUGAAGACGGUUUUUACGUCGGAAGUUCAGUCACAUUAGGGGACCUGACCAUCUACAACUACAUGUUCGCCAUCUGCACAUUCAUGGGCAAUUUUGGUCUUGACCCCCUGGAGGGCCGGGUCGCCAUUUCCGGGCUCGUGACCAAAGUGGAGCAGCCACCUAAUAUAGCAAAGUGGAUCAAGGAACGCCCAGUUACCGAUCACUAGUCUUUGAAUCUACAUUUUUUCAUUUUAUAUGUAGUAUGAUGGGCUUGGCAUCGUAAGCUGUUGUCGGCGGCGUUCGUCGUCGUCAUGAAAACUGAGACCUUAGGUAAUACUCAAAAACCUUUGGAGAUAUGUAAAUGAAAAAAUGGUCAACAUGUUGAUAGAGAAUUAAAGCACUUAUAUAUAGCAAGGCUCAUAACUCAUGCAUUAUGCAUUUCACUAGUUUGACUAAAAACAUCAGACGACUGUUGACGUUCGCUCCGCGGCGAUCUUGUUUAAUCAUUUUAGUGAUAUUGUGUCUGUUUGUUGCAUGUGAUGGUCUCUAUGUAUAAAGAAUAGUGAUAUUUAUAUGAUUUGACCACGAUGGUGACGAUAUAACGACACAUAAUAUUUUAUAUUUAAUAAUUGCGUAUCAAGGACGUCAACGUUAUUUUUCAUAUGAAGGAUUGCGUAUAAUUGAAAUUCGCUAAUGAUUUAAAUUACUAGUAUAACUUUUCGCAGGUUGUAUUCAAGUGAAAUCUACAUGUAAUGAGAACAUGGGAAAAUAAAACUUGUAAAAGUG